Messenger RNA from Phycomyces blakesleeanus NRRL 1555(-), 1887 nucleotides. RefSeq lists its product as hypothetical. NCBI's taxonomy places the organism in Eukaryota, Fungi, Mucoromycota, Mucoromycetes, Mucorales, Phycomycetaceae. Gene Ontology annotation, molecular function: protein binding. The record is from RefSeq and is a predicted model, not a curated record. The transcript has 2 exons. The coding region runs from base 1 to 1887 and encodes 628 amino acids.
AUGUUGAUCUCAGACUUGCCAUUCGAAAUCAUCCUACAUCUCGCAAAUUUCCUCCCUACCAAAGAUCGCCUCACUUGUACGUCUGUAUGUAGAUCUUGGAAAGUUCCUCUCCAAGAAUCCCUGUGGAGAACAGUUGACAUAUGCAACAAAACAAAACUUGAUGCAAUAUGCGACAUAACUAGUGACCAACACGAUAUAUUUAAAAUCAAUGGACACCGUGUACACACCUUGAGGUUAGCCGAUUGGCUCAGCGUAAACGACAGGCAAUUUUAUACUAUUCAGAACCGUUUUCAGUACCUGAAUCGCUUGUACGUUAGAAUUAAAGUCCUGGGCGAUAUAGGAUUCGAUGAUACAACAGAUUGGAAACUGUCGAGGCAUUUGAGUCAGUUGGAAAUAUAUAUUGAGGGUCUGACCCCUGUGGCCAAAGUAAACACUCUUUUCAAGAUCCUGUCCUUCUCACCAUCUAUUAUACGAUUGGAGUACAUCAAAUAUUACUAUCCUCGAGGAAUCACUUAUACGCUCGAAGAUUUCGAAAAAUUGCACACUCUUUUACCACAGCUACAAUACCUGUCUCUUGAUGCUGAAUUUGAUAUUCCUUUUGAGGAUCUAACCAAAAUAUCAACCAUAAUGCCUGUAAACGACCUGACUGUGGUGAAACUCAGAAUGACAAACCUAAGUUUACAAUCACUCUACUAUUUCCUUCACAAAUAUCAUAAACUACGCACCCUGGAGCUCGAUAUUCUUUCCAAUUCAAACAGAUCACAUUUUGAUCGUAACGAAAUACUACCCAUGUUUUCAAGCCUUAAUUCUGUUUUCCCUUACCUCGAGAAAAUCAUCAUAAAAGGCCCGACAACUUCUGGAUUUGCAUUUAUUACAUUGUGGAAACUUAUCCGGCAAUUUGAUACACCACUUAAACAUCUUGUCUACGACAUAAGUUCUAGAGUCUUUACGUCAGACAGACCAGCGGGAGCAAUUAUCGAAUGUAUACGCUACUGCUCAACAACUCUAGAAACGAUAUCUAUAUUUGGCGAUGUUCGUUUCUCUUAUCCACACAUGCUUCCAUUAGCACUUGGGCUUUGUCACCGACUUGUCGCUCUAAAUUUCGGUGUAAAUUCUAACUCAAUUGCACUGGAUGACCUAUUGGAUCAUUGUACAAGCUUGAAAAGAUUGCGCCUAAGCGCUAGACGUCUUUAUACGAAAUCAAAAUCUCCCAAUGGAGCACCAAUACACAAACUACAGAUCCUUGAAACGACACAUGCCAUGAUUGAAGUCUCUUUAUUCUCUUAUUUAUCUUGCCGGUGCAAAUACUUGAAGUACCUGCGUAUGGCCGACGCAAAAGUGUUUGGACAAGUAUCUAGAAGAACCGGAAGUCUUUGUAUUGAUAUGUUCAACUCCCGUUUUGAAUUGCUCCAACUCAACUCGGUCUGCUUUUAUGGAACCAAUAACUUCACUUGUGAUGAAGAGGCUCUUAUAAACCUAAUAGCUCUUACUGGUUCCGAUAGUCAACAAGCACAUUCUACUAAUAGACGAGAUACUUUGAUGCCUAUCAAUGGAUCGUUAUGGUACCAUACCCAUUUCCAUUGGGGGGAUAAAAGCGAAUCAGAAGAAGUACAGAUGCUAGAAAACAAGGAAGCCGAGCGUAUUCAUAGACACUUUCGCAACUUUCGGUAUAAGAAUGAAAAAAUUAGCUACCAAAUGGAACUUCAGCGUUAUUCUCAUGGAAUAGCAAGUCAACAAAGCUGGAAGAACGAUUUUUCUAGAGGAUACGUUGCUUUUUGUUGUGGAUAUGUAGUAAAAGCAUGGCUAUCAUGUAUCCAAUACACACAGUAUUGGCAUUUAUUGUGUAUGUUCCAUGGAAUGCAGCAGGCACAACAGGCCACACAAUAG